This is a messenger RNA of Folsomia candida, 4766 nucleotides long. RefSeq names its product membrane metallo-endopeptidase-like 1. Gene Ontology annotation, biological process: protein processing. Gene Ontology annotation, molecular function: metalloendopeptidase activity. Lineage: Eukaryota; Metazoa; Arthropoda; Collembola; Entomobryomorpha; Isotomidae. Bases 693 to 3194 code for a protein of 833 amino acids. The transcript has 20 exons. Gene Ontology annotation, cellular component: plasma membrane. The record is from RefSeq and is a predicted model, not a curated record.
UCUCAUCGUCCUCACCAACUUUCACUUUGCUCUCUCGUCCUGCACAACCACCGUGACAGGGGAACGAAACACAAUUUUCCUCCAGUUAAGCUCCAAAGUUACGAAUCCUUCUUGUUGUUCCAAACCACCAAUUUUCCCAACAAUUAAAAUAAUUGCAUAGUUUUAGAAUUGUAAACAACAAACAAGAACAGCGGUUGGUCGACUUGAAUUCCCAACUAAAUUAUUCAUCCAACUGGUAGAGAAGGAUAUUGAGAUUGCCUCAUUCAAAAAGUAAUUAACAUUGCAUAUUGGGCAUUUAAGUAAAUAUUCAUUAUUGGACAUAGCCAUAUGCUUUCACACAUGUGGGUCAUCAUGUCCUUGCUGAAGUAACUUUCUAAGCAAUAUACACAACUCUCCCUACAUAAUUUUCUACCCAGUCAAGUGUGUGAUGUGAGUGAACAGCAUAAAGAAAACUUGAAGAAUUGCCUGGACAGACCUUCACCUUACUUGUCCGACCGUCAACUCUCUCUCAUUUGUACCCAUCGUCUCACUUUUGCUCAACUUUCUCAGUACAAAACUUUGGUGUAGAAAAAAAAGUUGUAUGCUCUGCUGGUGGAAUAUGUACUGUACUGCAGCAGGCCCAGCCGAGUGUAUGUGUAGCAACUUUGGUGUAUCUCUUCUUGAUUAUCGUUCCACAAUUCCAGAGUAAAAAAAUGGGGUCUAAAGCGAUUCUCGAGAACAAAAGCUCCUUGUCAAAUUUAAUAUCCCCCGUAAGUCCUCCGACGUCAGCUUGCUCCUCGUCCGAUUUUUCGGGAUUCCAUCUCCCACCAGCGACUACCCGGAUUUACCCUUACUCCAAUUUUGUAGGAAAAAAUAAUACCAAAUUUAAACAGAGACGAAAUCGGAACGGCAACAAUUCGUCGCAGCAUGGACUUCUCUCUGCUUUCUUCUGGUUUGCACUUGGCACAUUUAUUUCUGUCCUUGUCAUUUUCAUCGCAACACAAACCUUGGUGCUGGACCUAACGUCGUCAUCCACAAAAAAACAUUUAUGUGAACAGCAACCGCAAGGACAAGAAGAUAACAACCUCACAGAUUCUGCCUCCAAUGGAGACAAAUGCUUCAGAGUCGAGUGUUUGAAAGCAGCCUCGCGAAUUAUGCAUCGAAUGGAUCAAACACAGCAACCGUGUGAUGACUUCUACCAAUUUUCUUGCGGCCGAUUUAUAGCUCAUAAUGAAAUACCAGACGACAGCUUCCAACGGUCCACCUUGCAGGAAAUGCAGGAAAGUAUCUUGGUCGACAUUAAAAAACUGAUUGACCAACCUGGGUCCGCUAAUGAAAACAUUGCUAUUCAAAAGGCUCGUCAACUGUAUACCUCUUGCAUGCACAAUAGCUUCAGAACUUCCCACUUUACGGAUUACAAGCAUCUGCCAAUUUACCAAGUUUUGAACGCGGAUGGCAUUGGAUUUUGGCCCAUUCUUGAGGGGUCAAAUUGGAACAAGUCCGAGUAUUCUUUAGAACGCCUGCUUGCACAACUCAUCUCUCAUCAAGUCCAAAGCAUAUUUGAGAUUUAUGUUACUCCAGAUGAUGUGGAUUCCUCCCAGUACCUCCUUCAGUUUUAUAAGGGGGAGCCGGCCAUGGAGAAAGCAUUUUUUCUCAAUUCCACCAAUCCGGAUUAUAUGAAGUAUUUUCGGUCCUACAAACGCUUGUUAUUGGAAUCCAUCUUAAUUCUUUCUCAGGGAAGUCCCACAGUUUCCUCGGAUGUUGAUGCAAUUCUCGACUUUGAGACCAAGUUUGCCAAGCUCUCUCAAGACUCCAGAUGCCACUUUGACGGGUUUAAUCUUGACUCAACGGAAGAUGAAACCAAUGGAAGAAUUACAAUUGCUGAAAUGAAGGCCAAAGUCCAAAAUAUUGACUGGCGUCUUUUGGUGCAAAAUACGUUUGAUGUGCUAAACAUUGAGAGAAAUGUGACGGACGAGAUGUAUGUUUACUUUCACUGCACAGAAUUUUUUCCCAAGUUGGUUGCACUUGUCAAUCAAACUGACAGCAGAACUGUCACAAAUUAUUUAGUCUGGAGAUUCGUAUUUAGGUACAUGCCAUUUCUGGGAAAUAAAUUUCUCCAAAUCUGGAGUGAAUUUAUGAAGGAUGUUCCUGACACCAAUGAAGAAAAACUUUAUUUGUCCAGAUGGAAAUAUUGUGCAAACAUUGUAAAUGAUGGUUUUGGUUUGACUGUGGCUUACCUCUACGUUCAAGAGAAUUACAAGAAAAGUACAGAGAUGAAAAUUAAGGAAAUGAUUUCGUACUUAAAACGGGCAUUUGAAAAAAUCAUUGUGGAACAGGCUUGGCUUGACUCUCGUUUCAAGCAGGAUGUCAUAGACAAGCUGCAAAACAUGGGGAGCAAAAUAGGAAUCCCAUCCUUCAUAUUGGAAGAGAAAGCUCUUGAGCACGAGUAUGAGGGGUUGGACUUCAAUGAAACAUACUUUCUCAUGAACAUUUUAAAAUUAAGGAGAUACGAAGUAUCAAAAGAGAUUCGGAAGGUUAACCGACCUGUCGACAAAGACAGAGACUGGUUGGUGCAGCCGAUGGUUGCAAAUGCUUUUCAUAAUCCCACUGCAAAUGAGAUUGUCAUACCACUUGGUAUUUUGAGAUACCCCAUGUUUGAAGAAAAUUACCCAAUGUACCUAAACUUUGCCAAUCUGGGGAUUGUAAUAUCUCAUGAGAUUACCCAUGGAUUUGAUCAUCAAGGCAGACAUUAUGACCGUGACGGCAAUUUCACUUCGAGUUGGUGGCCGGAUGAGGUGAUUUCUGCAUUCAAAACACAAGCGAUUUGCUUUGCUGAUCAGUAUGCAAAGUUUGAGAUGCCCAUGGUGAACACGAACGUGGAUGGAAACGAAACAUUGGCAGACAACGUGUGUGACAAUUCUGCACUGAGAGUGGCAUUUCUAGCCUAUCAACUCUGGGUUCAAGACCAUGGCGUUGAACCUUCUCUUCCAGGAGUGAACUUUACAAUUCCGCAAAUAUUCUAUAUUUCAUAUGGACAGAUUUGGUGUGAAGUACUCAAUAAGGAAGGUUAUGAGCAGUACGUCAGGGAUACUCACUCCCCUGGACAAUUCAGAACUUGGGGUGUUGUGCAAAAUAAUUUACACUUUCAUGAUAUAUUCAACUGCUCCAGCACAAGUUUCAUGAAUCCAAAGGAAAAAUGUAGCCUCUGGUCGUAACUCGGUUUGCCCAUACCAUUCAUGGAUUUUCGGGAAACGUGGGACGAUGAAGUUGCAUUCACUAUGUACAAUGUAUAUUGUAUACAAAAAACAUGAAAUUUCAAUGCCAAUAUUCUCUCACAAUGUCAUGAAAUACAUGCGAUCGUACGGCUGCAAGGGACAGAUUACGCCUAACAUCUUGUGAAUCUUCUCAAAUUUUGAAAAUAUCUCAGUGGAAAAACUAUAGAGAAAUAAUCUCGAGCGUGGGAACUUUCUAAAAUGAUUCUAAACUACUAGUAGGGGAUAACUGAGAUGCCGAAACGAAGUAUAUAUAUAAUCGUUGUUAUAUUUAAAUUGAGCAACUACCUUUGAUCAUUGAGAGACAAAUCGAUGGACAUUAUGUAAAACUGAUAGCUCGUAUUAUAAAUGGAGAACUGCAUGCGAAAUAGAUGAAGUAUGGAAUGAAACCCAUUCACUUGGGCAUGCAACGAGAUUAAAAAGUUGUUUUAAUUCUGUGAGGACAGUUCAAUGAAAAAUAGAUAGAUUUGCAUCAUGUACGGCAAAUAAUGAUGGUAAGUAAGUAACAAUGAUACAAUAUGAUAGCAAGUUUAAAAGUAUUUGGAAAUUUUACCUGAUGACCUGAGCAUUUUCCUAAAAGCUUUAUAAAUUAGUAGUUGAAAUUAGUACAUAUGUAUUAUUAUAUUGUGAUCCAAAGAGAUCUUCCGGUAUACUUAAGUACCAUAACGCACAGGUUUGUGAUAUAAUAAUGUGACACUCAAAAAUCACACUAAUUACUACAUGUAAAACAUACAUUGCAGACUUCAUUUAGCCCGAGUCAGGGUCAGAUUCGCUUCUGAUUUUUUAUUCAGAUGAUCUAACUAUGAAAGUGCCACUAUUAUGAAAUUAGGUAUGUAAAACUCGGCAAAAAUUGCCAUACGCAUGAGAUAGUCUUCGUUAUCAUCACCUACUUUCCCAGCAUGCAAAGUCUCAGGACCACUUUAAAGCCAUGUGAAUCACCCUGUCUAAAUCAAAUUCGUAUUCUGUAAAUACGAGAUGCACUUGCACCUUCAUGACAAAUUUUAGCUAGUUCUAACCAAUUUAAGAACCAGUGUGGGACCCUCUGACGGAAAUAUUUUUUAAUUUGACUUUAUAUUCUUGUGAAUGUGCACCUGCACCAUCAUGUCAAAUUUCUACGACGGCUUUUCAAUUUUGUGUCAAUCUUCGGACUCAUCCUACCGAAAUACGAUUUUUAAGUCAAAAUCGGUCCAGUGGUUUGUCCGCUAGCAUGUCACAGACGGACAGACAGACAGACAGGACGAUCCCACAAACCUUGACUCGGGCUAAAAAAUAGAUUUAUGCAAAAGAUUAUCUGGAUUAUAUAUCCAAGUGAAAUGUUUAGAAAUAGUGUAAUAUCUUUAUCCAAUAAAAAAUAUUCUCAUGUCCUUCUUUAUCUUACUACAUAGUUGAUGAUUAAUGAUAAACAACCCAAUGCAUUUCUAGUCACAUUUUAAAUUCAAAAAAUUAUGAAUGGUAUUUUAUGUGUGUUGAUUGAUUAAAACUCAAUAAAAUGGAUUAAGUAUUAUUUCAUGUAUA